UGCUCAGUUGCGUUAGAAGUGCGAGAGGAAUUGUGGCAAGGCGCUCUCAGCGUAGGAGACGAUACUAGGAAGACGCCAUUUUGGAUUCAGCAUUAUCUAAUAUUUCUUCAUGCGUCUGUAAGAAAACUCUUUCAGAUAUGUGAAAUAUUUUGUUACCGUGAUUUUAAAUACCAUUGCUUGGUAGGUUUUUACUUCUAGAGAAUUGUUCGGAAAAUAGUUCAAAAUUGAAGCAAGUGUAAAGGCAUUUCAAGUCAGUGCUGGCACGGAGCCCGUGUUACAAUGCCGCUCCGUUGCUCCCGCUUCUUUCACGGACUAACUUCCUCGUGUUUACUUCAUUGCUAACGUUUAAUAUGUCGUGACAGUUUGCAAAGAAUAGAGUUUCCAAUGUUGUGUGAAGAAAAUUAUAACAGGAAAAUCGUAGAAUUGGUUUUCUUGCGUAGUGUUUGAUUGUAAACAAGAGACGCCAUGGCGGACCAGCAGAGCUCGUCGGAGCCUCCGAACAAGCGCGUCAAGAUGGAUAAUUACGCGGCCAACCACGAGGACCAAUUUGCUGCUCUGCUGGAAAAGGAGUUACCUGACGACCUGAUGUGGCCGAGUGAUUCAUCAUCAAGCUCUGCUGCUGGUGGCAGCUCAGGUGUUGGUGGCACCAAUGCCAGUGGUGUUGGUGGUCUUCCUUCUGGUGGAAAUGUAAACACCAGCAGCAAUGGCACGAGUGGUGUUAAUGGUCUCAUGGAGCCUGGUGGUAUGGUCACUGGUGGUGGCAACUCAGCUGGGCCUGAUAACCGGCAGCAGCAACCACAACCCAACCAGCAACUCAGCCAUCUGCUCCAGAAGAAUAACUUGCCUUCAGGCAUGAUGCAGCAGCAGCAGCAGCAUUCAAUGGCCCAGCAGAAUAUGAUGGUUAAUUCCAUGAACAAUUCCAAGCCAGGCCAUGCCAUAGCUAUGCCUUCACAACUCCCUAAUCUUGUCAAGUGCUCAGUACAAAGCUCCAUGAAUGAUGCCAUGAAUAUGAACAACAUGAACACCAUUACCAACAUGGGCACUGGAGGGCCAAUGGUCACAAAUAUGACUUCUGGUGGCAUUGCAAGCAGCACCAUGGCAUGCCACAUGCCUAUGUCAAGCUGUGGUCCUGUUAUGUCCAACACCAUGACAAGCAUGUCAAAUAUGAAUGCCUCCUGCGUCAUGAACAAAGGACCGGGGCUUGUGUCAUCGGGUGGGGGCAUGGCUGGGGACGGCAUGCUCAGCAAUGGGCCUCUCAUGGGGCAGCAAGGCCUGGUGGGGGGGCCUCGUCCUCAUGUAGUUCCUCGACAUCCUGGCAUGGGAGGGCAGCUUGCUCCAAGAUUGCAGGGUGGUGGCAACGUGGCUGUGAUGGGGGGCCAGUACAACCCAUGCUUCCCUCAUCGUCCAGUGCUGGAUGUGUCUCUUGGGGGCCAGCCUGGCGGCCCUACACGGCCUCACACCAUGAACAUGGCCCCACGCUACCCAACCCAGGACAUGGGUAUCAUCAACAACCCUGGUGUUGGGCCCAACAACCAGGGUAUGGUUGCUGGGCCUGGAGGACAAGCCAUGCAGACCGGCCCGGUAGGCCCAGGACCUCCUGGUGGGCCUGUAUCUAUCCAAGGAGGUCUCAUUGGCUCUAACACAAACGCCAACAAUUCUGGAGGCAUGGCCCCAGUCAUGGUGGGUGGCGGUGGCCCCAUGGUCCCGACCAGUUCUGCGGUGCCUAACCGACCUGAUGGGGUGCAGGGUGGACCAGCCGCAACUGGUGCCGGUGCACAGCCCAGAGCAGCAGCAGACCCUGAGAAGCGCAAGCUCAUCCAGCAGCAGCUGGUGCUGCUCCUGCACGCGCACAAGUGCCAGCGGAAGGAGCAGAGCAAUGGAGACGUCAGACAGUGCAACCUGCCCCACUGCCAGACGAUGAAGAACGUCUUGUCGCACAUGACGAUGUGUCAAGCCGGCAAGACGUGCCUCGUACCACACUGCGCUUCAUCUCGUCAGAUCAUUUCUCACUGGAAGAAUUGUGCACGUCUGGAAUGUCCGGUUUGUGAGCCUCUCAAGACCGCUGAUAAAAAUAAACAAAAUCCAAACAAUAAUAACAAUAUGGCUGCCAAUGCUGCUGCUCCGGGCAUGACUGGCCAUCAACAGCAACAACAGCAGCAGCAACAACAACAACAACAACAGCAACAAUCGCUCUGCUACAUGUUGAUUGAUCUGCUACAUGUUGCUAGCUCAAGGCCUGAAUACUACCAUCUUUUGGCUGAGAAGAUCUACAAGAUCCAGAAGGAACUCGAAGAGAAGCGCAUGCAGCGCCGUCAGUUUCCUCGAGAAGGCCAGCCUGCCAUUGAUGGAACCGCUGCUCCUCCGCCCCAGUCCAUGAUGGGUCCUGUGAACGCUGUUGCCGUGGGCCCACACUCAGGAGGGCCAUUCCCUGCUUCCUCGGGCCUCAGCCCAUUGGGCCACCCCGCGAUAUCACAGCAGCAACAACAACAGUGUGUCAGACCCAUGGGUUCUGUCAUGGUGAAACCCAUGAAUGCUGGAGGUGGUCCUGGUGCUGGUGGUCUCAUUCGUGGUGCGGCGCCGCCCAUAAUGGUGUCGAGCAGCCCUUUGCAGCAGCAGCAGCAGCAGCAGGUCUACAACAGCUCCUCAAUCACCGUAACGUCUCCAGCCAAUCUGCCCUCAUCACUACAGUGUAAUUCAAACCUUUCCCCGAAUCUAGCAUCUUCAGUACACUCGUCCCCUGUAAAUAUUCCGCCGUGCUCAUUAAUUGCUUCAUCUUGCACCUCCAGCUUCCCUGGAGGUGUAAGCACCAUGGCUCCCUCUGUGAACAACUCCCUCAGACCGCAGCUGGCGCCUCCACCUUACACUUCAACCGCCAUGAAUGUCCCCAACAUCCCUAUUUCUGCUCCUCUAAAAGUUGCUGCGUGCAGCGGAGGUGACAUCUCGAACACUUCGCUGUCACACAUCUCUCAAGCUCCUAAUAUAGUCGCUUCGUCCAGCCCUGCUGUUAUUGACAGCAACAACUUGAGCCUCCAGUCUUCCUCGCCAUGUACCUCCACAAUGACAAGCUCUUCGUCUGUCCUUGCUGCCACUAGUGGAUCAGCUACUCUUCCUGAUGACAAAAGUGAAGUCAUGAACUUCAUCAAGCAAGAGCCUAUGGAUAUGGACGUCAAGAAGGAGCCCUCGUCACCUGAGGGCGCUGAUGUCAAAGUAAAGAUGGAGAUCAAGACCGAAGUUAAAGAUGAGCCUCCUUCACCCAGCCCAGGCGCUAUGAACACCACCGAUGUCAAGGAUGGAAUAGUGGCCGUGAAGAUGGAAGUAAGCAGUCCAUCCCGGGACUCUCUACUGCCUGCGAUACUCCCUGCUUCCACCACCCCAUCCACUCCAGUCCCCAGCAUUGCCUCGACAGCUGUAGUGGUCACCACCUCCACCACCAGCACCUCGUCUACGCUCGCUCUAUCCAAGCCUUGCAAUGAUGGCCCCUCCUGCAAGCCUGGGGGCUCUUCAAAAGGACCUGGUGGUGGGUCUGGCACUGGCACCCCAACGCCUCCUACGAGCGCUGCUCCCAGUGUAGGGAAGACCUCCAACAAAGAAUUCCCUCCGCUCUUCAAGCCAGACGAACUUCGUCAGCACCUGGUGCCCACCAUGGAGAUGCUCUACAGACAAGAACCAGACAGCAUACCCUUCAGAAUGCCUGUUGAUCCAUCACAGCUUGGCAUCCCUGAUUACUUUGACAUCAUCAAGAAGCCCAUGGACCUGUCCACCAUCAAGAGAAAGCUUGACACCGGCCAGUACAAAGAUCCCUGGGACUACGUCGAUGACGUCUGGCUCAUGUUUGACAACGCUUGGAUUUACAACAGAAAAACUUCACGAGUCUAUAGAUAUUGUACAAAGUUGGCUGAGGUGUUCGAGCAAGAGAUUGACCCGGUGAUGCAGCAGCUGGGGUAUUGCUGCGGCCGCAAGCACACCUUCAACCCACAAGUGCUUUGCUGCUACGGCAAGCAGCUCUGCACCAUCCCUAGAGACGCCAAAUACUUCAUGUAUCAGAACAGAUACACUUACUGCUACAAAUGCUUCAACGACAUACCCGGCGACGCCGUGGUGCUCGGUGAUGAUCCCAGCAUCUCGGGAAUGAGCAUCAAGAAAUCGCAGUUCCAGGAGCUCAAGAAUGACGCCCUUGAGCUGGAGCCGCUGGUCCAGUGCAACGAGUGCGGCCGCAAGCAGCACCAGAUCUGCGUGCUUCACCUGGAAGCUAUUUGGAACACGGGUUUUUCUUGUGAUUUUUGCCUUAAGAAGAAGGGGCAGACCAGGAAAGAGAACAAGUUUACAGCCAGAAGACUGCAGACCACGAAGCUCUCCAAUUAUCUCGAGACCAGAGUGAAUAAUUUCCUCAAGAAGAAGGAGGCUGGCGCGGGAGAAGUUGUCAUCAGAGUUGUGUCCUCAACGGAAAAAACGGUUGAAGUUAAGGCCGGCAUGAAGGCACGAUUUGUUGACACUGGUCAACUGUCCAACGAGUUCCCAUACCGCGCAAAGGCGUUGUUUGCGUUCGAGGAGAUAGACGGCACGGACGUGUGUUUCUUCGGCAUGCAUGUGCAGGAGUACGGCUCAGAGAGCCCGCCUCCCAACUGCCGGCGCGUGUAUCUUGCCUACCUCGACUCGGUGCACUUCUUCAAGCCGCGCCAGUACAGAACUGCCGUGUAUCAUGAGAUCUUGCUUGGCUACCUCGACUAUGUCAGGCAACUGGGGUACACCAUGGCGCACAUUUGGGCGUGUCCACCCUCCGAAGGGGAUGAUUAUAUUUUCCACUGCCAUCCUCCUGAACAGAAAAUACCUAAACCUAAGCGUCUACAAGACUGGUACAAGAAGAUGCUCGACAAGGGCAUCAUUGAGCGCGUGGUUCUCGACUAUAAAGACAUACACAAACAAGCUUUCGAGGACCAUGUCAAGUCGCCUGCAGAGUUGCCCUAUUUUGAGGGAGACUUCUGGCCGAAUGUCAUGGAGGAGAGCAUUAAAGAGCUCGACCAAGAAGAGGAGGAGAAGAGAAAACAAGAAGAAGCAGCUCUUGCCGCAGCUGAAGCUGCACAAGCAGCAUUAGGUGGCGAGGAAGAAGAAGAGGUCUGCUUGGACGGCAAGAAGAAGGGUCAGAAGAAGCACAAAACCAAGAACAAGAACAAGAAUCAGGUCAAGAAUAAGUCUAAAAGCAAGAGUAGUGCUCAGUGCUGCAACGAUUUAGCCCAAAAGAUUUUUGUAACCAUGGAGAAACAUAAGGAUGUUUUCUUCGUGAUUCGCCUUCACAGCGCUCAGAGCGCAGUCAGUCUACCUCCGAUCCAGGACCCAGAUCCCACCAUUGUGUGCGAUCUCAUGGAUGGUCGUGACGCUUUCCUCACGCUUGCUAGUGAGAAACACUUGGAGUUCUCCUCGUUACGUCGAGCUAAAUUCUCCACCAUGACAAUGCUCUAUGAGCUGCACAACCAAGGACAAGAUAGGUUUGUUUACACAUGUAACAAUUGCAAGUUGCAUGUCGAAUCGCCUUACCACUGCCAAGAGUGUGACGAUUUUGACCUGUGCAAAGCGUGUUAUAACAAAGAUGGUCAUCAGCACAAGAUGAUCAAGCUUGGCCUGGAUAUUGAUGAUGGCAUGGGCUCGGCUGAUAACAAAAACCUGAACCCGCAAGAGUUGAGACGUAAAUCCAUCCAACGUUGCAUUCACAGCGUCGUUCACUCAGCUCAGUGCCGAGAUGCUAACUGUCGUCACCCUGCUUGCCAGAAGAUGAAACGAGUUCUGGGCCACACGAAGAUGUGUAAAAAGAAGAGCAGUGGUGGAUGUUCCAUUUGUAAACAACUUAUUGCUUUGUGUUGCUUCCACGCGCGCAGCUGUAAAGAUCAGCGUUGCGUGGUGCCUUAUUGUUGCAACAUCAAACAGAAAGUUAGACAGCAGGAAAUGCAGCAACGACUGCAGCAGCAACAGCUCAUGAAGAGAAGAAUGCAGCAAAUGAACGCUGGUGUUCUGGGUGGCAGCGCUAGUUCGAGUGCUGCACCAAGCGUCAGCAAACCUGUACAGGCUGCGCCCUCCUACAACACACAGGAGGCUGCCGCCACGCCCGCACCUACUCCCCCACAAGGGGUCACCCAGGCGCCCUCACCCAACGUUCUGGAGGCUGUCAAGGAGGUGCAGGCGCAAGCUGCGCGUCAGGUUGGGCCGAGCACGGCGGUGGGAAGCUACGGUAAAGGAAGCCCCUUGGGUGUCAGUGGAGGCCACCAAGGGCCUGGCCACGGCGUUAUGGUCAGCGUCUACCAAGGGCAGCACCCAAUGCAGCAACAGCAGCAACAACGUCCGCAGCAUCCUAUGCAGCAGCAGCAACAUCCUCAGCAGCACGGUAUCAUGGCGAGCAUGGGCAAACCUAUCAAUCAAAUGUCUGUGGGUAAACCCAAUACUAUGGUGCAGCAGCAUCUCAUGCAGCAGCCGCAGCAACAAGUGCAGCAGCAACAACAACAACUGCCCAACAGAACACUGCCCACCAUGGACAAUUGGAACAGAUAUCCAAAUGCUGUUCCUGGUCAAACGAACGGUACAGGAGGCAUGAGACCGACUCUCAUCCAGAACCCUGCAAACGGUUCGGCCCCAGCAAUGGCGCCCGUGGCUGGCCCCAACCCUGCAGGUGCCGUGGCCGCGGGUUCUAUAGGAGGAGCUGCUGGUCAUCAGGUGAUGGGACCUCCUGUGCAACAGCCGCAGCAGCCCCAGCAGCGCAGUACACUCGUCCUGCAACAACUUCUGCAGAAGUUCCGUAGUCCCACGACACCCAAUCAGCAAACUGAGGUUCUGAAUAUACUGAAGACACAUCCCCAGCUUAUGGCGGCCUUCAUCAAGCAGCGACAAAUGCUGCAGCAGCAACAGAACCAGCAGCCAGGGCAGCAGCAGCAGCAGGGACAGCAGCAACAACAGCAGGCUAGUCAGCAACAGCAGGCUCCUCAAACUACUGGGAUGUAUCAGCAGCAACAACAGGGAAUGACCAUGCAGCAACAACAACAGCAGCAGCAAACUGGUUUACAUGUGCCGAUGCAGCAGCAACAACAACAACAGCAACAGCCUCCUACAAUGCAAAUGUCGAUGCAGCAACAGCCACAACAGCAACAACAACCGCCAGGCAUGACUAUGGGUGUACCGAUGGCGGGUAGUCAGGGCGGCCCACAACAAGGCCCACAUUUGGGCGGGGCAAUGCAACACAACCAGAUGCCUAACCAACAGUGGUAUCAACAACAGAAAUUAAUAGCCAUGAGACAGCAACAACAGCAGGUUGGCUUUCAACAGCCUCAGCCGCCCAUGAAUCCUGCAGCGGUGCAACGUCGACAUUUUGGUCCUCAGUCUCACCCUAAUUUCGUACCCCAGCAAAUGGAGGGGCAGCAGUUUGCUGCCAUGGGCUUCAACUCUCAGCAGCAAGUACAAGUAUCACAACAUCAGUCUUUACCUCCUCAGCAGUCACCGCAGCCUCAGCAUCCUCAACAACAGCAGCAGCAGCAAAAGAUGCUAUUACAACAGCAAUUGAAAGGUGGUAGCUCAGCGAUAUCCCCUGGUCCUUGUGUCACUGGUUUAUCUUCGAUGCCUUCGCAGUCUCCUCAGCAACUCAUGCAGUCCGUCACAUCCCCACCUCCAGGUGGAGGUUUACAGCAAGCAGUACGUAGCCCUCAGCCAUCGCCGCGACCCCACCAAGCCCUUCCUUCCCCAAGGUCUGUUGCUGUACCUUCUCCCCACCAAGUUAAUCAAGUGCAGUCACCCCACCCUGUGGUGUCGGGCGGUAACGGUCCACAAGAGAACUUACUCAUGGGUCAGCCUCAGGGUGGUGGUGGUCAACAAGUACUCAUCCCUCCGCCUCCUCCCUCGCAGUCUUCAGGCCCCACUUUGGACUCUGAAGCUCCAGACCUCACCCCACAAGACCAGCUCUCCAAACUUGUCGAUACCUUAUAGUAUAGCUCGGCCCGGCCUCCUGCCUCUGCCUGUAUAUACGCCCCGAAAUUCUUAUGCGAUUGUACAAAGUCACUGUAAUUACUUUGAUGAGAUUCUCAAACUCCAAUUGUGAUUUGUUAUAUUGAUUGCAGUGUCAUCUGCAUGAAUUAUAUAUAUUAUAAAUAUAUAUAGCUACAUGUUAAGCUUCACUGAAGUAAUGUAUAUAAUUUGCGAUACCUAAUAAAUGUGUAAAGUGUACGUACUGAUGGGGUUUUCAUACUACAAUUGUUUUAUAUUGGCUAAUGAUGGGGAGGUUAUUUUGUUGAUGCUCAGCCAUGCUGCUCGUGAUCUCUGUUGUUAGGAGCGUGCCCAACUGUCUUGCUUCACUUCCUUCUGUCUUCCUUGAUUUCACAACUACUAAUUAUUUAUUUUAAUUUACAACGAUUCGCUGUGUAAUACUUGUUUUAAGCCCAUCCCUCGUGGACGCUGGUCUCUGAAGCCUGGGCACAUAUAUAAUUGAUGAUGGCGUUUAGCUGCAGGGCGUUAGUGUUUUACUCAGCAUUCUUCUAAUUCUGAAUUUUACUUGAAUCCAACAAUUCUUGUUGCUGUUGGAAGAAACCGUGCUGCCGUCUUGUUAUUUCUUGUGUCGGGCCUUUGGUCCAGGCUUCCUUUUAUUUGCUAUUUUGCCUUCGCAUUUUACGGGCGCAAUAUGACCUGUUGCCUCAGCUCAAUUUAUCAUUUCCAUGUUGUAUUUCCUCCUUUUUAAGAGAAAAUUAGCUUGGCCUUCAAUUCAUUUCUCCUUGAUUGAUUUAAUACAUGAAUUGUAGUUCCUCAUUGGCUUGUAAUUUGACGACCGUUCGGUGCUGAGUGUCUCACUCUAACCCUAUUGUAACGUUUCGCGAGCUCCCUCUCUAAUUAAUAAUUAAAUGAUCUAAUUGAUAUUUCCUUAUCGCUAAAAAUUUUUAUUCUUCAAGCUGUAAAUUUUACCCCGAGUUUUAUUCUAAAUUGAUACCCAAAGACCGAAUUUGAAUUUCCUGGCUGCUUAAGUAAUCUUCGGCUUUGUUUCUUCCCCUCCCUGCUCGCGGUCAAUGAGGAAUUUUAAGUGUUUUCCUUUUUUGUUAUGUUCUCUGUUGAUCAAUGAGGAAGUGUUGAAUCGAAAGAUUUGAUUAUUUUAUAAUAAACCCUAAAAAUA
Messenger RNA from Hyalella azteca, 9130 nucleotides. Its product is annotated as histone acetyltransferase p300. The transcript has 13 exons. Gene Ontology annotation, biological process: positive regulation of transcription by RNA polymerase II. NCBI's taxonomy places the organism in Eukaryota, Metazoa, Arthropoda, Malacostraca, Amphipoda, Hyalellidae. Gene Ontology annotation, cellular component: histone acetyltransferase complex; transcription regulator complex; nucleus. Bases 466 to 7959 code for a protein of 2497 amino acids. The record is from RefSeq and is a predicted model, not a curated record. Gene Ontology annotation, molecular function: zinc ion binding; chromatin DNA binding; protein binding.